Messenger RNA from Encephalitozoon hellem ATCC 50504, 1152 nucleotides. RefSeq names its product 60S ribosomal protein L3. Gene Ontology annotation, molecular function: RNA binding; structural constituent of ribosome. The record is from RefSeq and is a predicted model, not a curated record. Gene Ontology annotation, biological process: ribosomal large subunit assembly; translation. The transcript has a single exon. The coding region runs from base 1 to 1152 and encodes 383 amino acids. NCBI's taxonomy places the organism in Eukaryota, Fungi, Microsporidia, Unikaryonidae. Gene Ontology annotation, cellular component: ribosome; cytosolic large ribosomal subunit.
AUGAGCUGUAGGAAGUUCAAUGCACCGAGACAUGGAUCUUUACAGUUCUGCCCGAGAAAGAGGUCUAAUACAAUCACGCCGUCUGCAGGGGCAUUUCCCGCCGACGACAGCUCGCAGCCUGUGCACCUCACUGGGUUCAUGGGGGACAAGGCUGGGAUGACACAUGUGAUCAGGACAAAGACACAGGUUGCAAAGAACAAGCAGCUUUCGCGUGAGGUGAUGGAUGCAUUGACCAUACUUGAGGCGCCGCCGAUGGUUGUGUAUGGGAUAGUUGGGUAUGAGAGGACGGUUACCGGGCUACGCAGGCUGCCGAUUGUUCUUGCAUCCUAUGUGAGCGACGGGGUUCUCCGCAGGAUGUUUGGGAACAACUAUGUGGAGAAGGGGAACAGCAAGGGGUUCUGUGCCAGUGAGGAUUCUGAGUCUAGGAUUUCUGAGAUCAAGAAGAGGGCCGAGUGUGUAAGGGUUCUUGUGCAGACGCAGCCUGGGCUGAUCAAGAAGCUUGCGCUGAAGAAGGCACACAUUGCCGAGAUCCAGGUGAACGGAGGAAGCAUCUCUGAGAAGGUGGACUGGGCUCUGAAUAUGCUUGAGAAGGAGGUCCAUGUUGGAGAUGUGUUUGGAGAGAACGAGAAUAUUGACGUUAUUGGAGUGACGAAGGGAAAGGGGUUCCAAGGGACUGUGAAGAGGUUUGGAGUGCGAAAGCAGCCCCGGAAGUCGCGAAAGGGGAUCCGAAAGGUUGCAUGUAUUGGUGCAUGGCAUCCAAGCCGUGUGAUGUACUCUGUUGCACGGGCGGGGCAGAUGGGAUUCCAUAGAAGGACGGAGAAGAACAAGAGGGUGUACAUGGUUGGGAAUGGAAGCAGCAGCAUCAGGACUGAGUUUGACCUGACCGAGAAGUUUAUUUCUCCCAUGGGAGGGUUCCCUCACUAUGGAGAGGUGAAGAACGACUUUAUCAUGGUGAAAGGGGCUGUUGUCGGGCCCCGGAAGAGGGUUGUGACGCUACGAAAGAGCCUUAGCAUGCAGAAGCCCAGCGAGGAGCUUGUGAUCAAGUUUGUUGACACAUCGUCGAAGAUAGGGCAUGGGCGAUUCCAGACAAGCGAAGAGAAGAGGGCAUUCUAUGGAGCCAAGAAGGCCGAGGUUGCCCCAGAAAUCCAUUAA